AUGGGCAUGUCCAGGGCGCCACUGGGCAUGCGUGUGCUACCGAGUACAGGCUCAGUCUUGGUCAAGGGGGUGCACGAGCUUGUCCAGGGAGGUGAGAGGAAGACGUUUGACAUGGUGGUGCGGUCCAAGGAUGGCCAGAGGAAUCCGAGUACCACCACCACCGCGUGGACCAACGUCCAAGAGCCCAUCACUAAGUACAUGAAGAAAUCUCCUGCCGUUGGUCCUGCAACACCAGAUCCACCAAGUGCCUCCCACGCCACUCCCCAACCAUCUCCUCCUCAGACGGAGCAAUCUCCCCCUCCUGCCACGGCAACUCCACCGGAAAUAAUCCCAGUUAGCAGUGAGAAGGUGGGCGGAGAAAGCUCCGGAGGCAAAGGUCCUGCCCGUGACGAGGCUGAAGUUCAAGGCCGAGAGGAGGCGGAAGUCAACUCCUCGGGGAAAGCUGAGGCUGCGGCGAGUGAUAUCGUCGUUUUUCCGAAGAAUUUUGGAGAUCCGGCUGAUCUUACCUCCACCCCUAAGGCCUAUGCAACCAAAUUUUUCAACAAGCUCACGGAGGCAGAAAAAUGGGAGCUUGAGCAAGAUCUGCUCAAUUCCAUGUUGGAUAAUGCCUGGGGCAAGCCUGAUGCCGAGUCCUCGGAAAUCCAGGACUUUAAGAAGGAAGUUGGCCAAUUCCUCGACAAACUCCUCUGCAAGCACAAGCGCCACGUUACCUUGAGCCAAGCGGAGAAAAUUCAGCUGUUCAAGCAAGAGAAUGCGGACCUGAAGAAGCAGCUGUCGGACGCCCAAGGUGCAUCCACUUCCCUUGCCGCCGCCUCCUCCGAGCUCGAAACUCUGCGCUCUUCCCAGAAAGACCUAGAAGCGAACCUCGCAGAGGCGGAGAAAAAGCUAGCGGAGAAGAGCUCGGAACUCAUCCGAAAGGAGGGUGAAUUCCAGUUGAAAAGAAAAGCUGAUAGUGAAACCAUCCAAAGGCAACAGAAAGAGCUUGGCGGACUCCGGAAGUACAUGGAGACAUCGGAGCAGCACUGGGACUUUCUCAACACAGACGUUAUGGCCGACGAACCUCUUGAAGCAGAGCUCCAUAAGAAGCGCGAGGCGGAAGCGCGACCUGCUCAAUCCGAAAGCCAAUACACCUGGACCAGUUCCAAGGACAAGGGUGGCGAAGCAUCUCCGGCUGAAGAUGAUGAAGAGAGUGAUGAUGAUGUCUCCUCUCCAGCCAAGGGCGUAGAAGAAGAUGAUCCGAAGGUUGAUGACAAGGGCGAAACUUCUCCGGCUAAGGAGAAGUGA
Molecule: messenger RNA, 1284 nt
Organism: Lolium perenne
Lineage: Eukaryota; Viridiplantae; Streptophyta; Magnoliopsida; Poales; Poaceae
Source: RefSeq, a predicted model, not a curated record